Thalassophryne amazonica is the source of this 2000-nucleotide messenger RNA. It is a transcript of the gene ppp3ca, whose product is annotated as protein phosphatase 3, catalytic subunit, alpha isozyme. Gene Ontology annotation, cellular component: cytosol; calcineurin complex; cytoplasm. The record is from RefSeq and is a predicted model, not a curated record. Lineage: Eukaryota; Metazoa; Chordata; Actinopteri; Batrachoidiformes; Batrachoididae. Bases 250 to 1818 code for a protein of 522 amino acids. Gene Ontology annotation, biological process: calcineurin-NFAT signaling cascade. Gene Ontology annotation, molecular function: calmodulin binding; calmodulin-dependent protein phosphatase activity. The transcript is spliced from 14 exons.
CACAUGAACAGCUUAGCGCAGCAUCCAGCGUCCAUCCCCGCCUGAGCGCAGCACUCCUACCCGGCGCAUCGGCACCGACGCACGGAGGGGGCGCAUCAUCCGAGUGAUGCCACAGCUUCAGCCGCGUUCGGACAACAAACACUGAGAGCCGAUCUAACAACAACAACAAAGGGGGGAAAAAAGGAGGAAUACGAUAAACAAACAAAAACAAACAGACAACCUCGUUCCAGGCUGGGAGAGGAGCUGCUCAUGAAGAUGUCUAACGCUGACAUCGUCUUAAACGCCGUCGAUCGGGUGGUGAAAUCUGUCCCCUUCCCCCUGAGUCACCGUCUUACAAUGAAGGAAGUGUUUGACUGUGAAGGGAAGCCCCGUGUGGAUCUCCUUAAGGCCCACCUGACCAAGGAAGGUCGUGUGGAGGAGGCUGUGGCUCUUCGCAUCAUCAAUGAGGGAGCAGCAAUCCUGCGCCAGGAAAAAACUAUUCUGGAUAUCGAGGCACCAGUCACAGUGUGCGGGGACAUCCAUGGGCAAUUCUUUGAUCUAAUGAAGCUGUUUGAGGUGGGAGGAUCACCCGCCACAACACGGUACCUGUUCCUUGGGGACUAUGUUGACCGUGGCUACUUCAGUAUUGAGUGUGUUUUAUACCUUUGGUCCCUGAAAAUUCUCUAUCCAAAGACACUAUUUUUACUCCGGGGAAAUCAUGAAUGUAGACAUUUGACAGAAUAUUUCACCUUCAAACAAGAAUGUAAAAUCAAGUACUCAGAGCAGGUGUAUGACUCAUGUAUGGACGCGUUUGACUGCCUUCCACUGGCUGCACUCAUGAACCAACAGUUUUUGUGUGUCCAUGGAGGACUCUCGCCUGAAAUACACACCUUAGAUGACAUUAAAAAGUUGGAUCGGUUCAAGGAGCCACCGGCUUUUGGGCCAAUGUGCGACUUGCUCUGGUCAGAUCCUCUGGAAGACUUUGGCAAUGAGAAAACCCAGGAAUAUUUUAGCCACAACACAGUUCGUGGCUGCUCCUACUUCUACAGUUAUCCCGCUGUGUGCGAGUUCCUACAGAGCAAUAACUUAUUGUCGGUCAUUCGGGCGCAUGAAGCACAAGAUGCUGGCUACCGGAUGUAUCGUAAGAGCCAAACAACCGGAUUUCCAUCGCUCAUAACCAUCUUCUCUGCACCAAACUACCUGGAUGUUUACAACAACAAAGCUGCUGUACUGAAAUACGAAAACAAUGUCAUGAACAUCCGACAGUUCAACUGCUCACCACAUCCCUACUGGUUGCCCAACUUCAUGGAUGUAUUCACCUGGUCUCUGCCAUUUGUGGGAGAGAAAGUCACAGAAAUGCUGGUAAACGUGCUGAGCAUCUGCUCUGAUGAUGAGCUCAUGAAUGAUGAAGACGAGAUCUUUGAUGCCAACGUUGCUGCAGCACGCAAAGAGGUGAUCAGGAACAAGAUCCGUGCUAUUGGAAAGAUGGCUAAAAUGUUCUCAGUUCUCAGGGAGGAGAGUGAAAAUGUGUUGACACUUAAGGGCCUGACGCCGACUGGCAUGCUGCCGAGCGGGGUUCUUUCUGGAGGAAGGCAGACACUGCAGAGUGCCACCAUUGAGGCCAUUGAAGCCAUCGAGACGCAUGCUGAGGACAGAGAAGCUAUCCGUGGCUUCUCUCCCCAACACAAGAUCAGCAGCUUCGAGGAGGCCAAAGGCCUAGACCGCAUUAACGAGCGCAUGCCACCACGCAAAGACGGGGUGAAUCACGUGGGUCACUCCAUGGGAAAGAUGAAUAUGUCCGAGGCAAACGGCACCGAUGACAACAGCAACAUCCAGUGAUGUGCUGUCCCGCCCUCAGAGCCGUGCCGCUGUCGCAGUGUGCAGCAAGACAUUGCCAAAUCUGGAAAUCAGGCCUUCGAACACAGACAUAACACAGGCCUCAAGACAGGACAUCUGCAGCAAAUCUAAAAUAGGCGAAAAGGUCAUACAUUUCAUGGCAGUAUGUCAUCGCACAGUUGGGG